Messenger RNA from Gordionus sp. m RMFG-2023, 2899 nucleotides. RefSeq names its product calpain-9-like. Gene Ontology annotation, biological process: proteolysis. The record is from RefSeq and is a predicted model, not a curated record. The transcript has 17 exons. Lineage: Eukaryota; Metazoa; Nematomorpha; Gordioida; Chordodea; Parachordodidae. Gene Ontology annotation, molecular function: calcium ion binding; calcium-dependent cysteine-type endopeptidase activity. The coding region runs from base 85 to 2670 and encodes 861 amino acids. Gene Ontology annotation, cellular component: cytoplasm.
UCUUCUAUCGAUCAAAUUUUUAUUUUAUUAUUUUUUUGAAAAAUUUGCCAAUAUUGAAAUUUUGCCAAAUUAAAAUCAAGGAUAAUGGAUUUUAUGAAAGAUAUGGUUAAAAAUGUGACCAAAGGAGGUGGGGCAACAGAUUUUGUUGGUGAUAUGGCAUCAAAAUUUAUUCAAGGAGCAACUGGUGGGAGUGGACAAUAUCAAAAUGGACCUAAUGCUGGACAACAAGGGAGUUAUGGAGGAAAUCAAAAUAUUGGAAAUCAAGCCGGUGGAGGAAAAGGAAUUUUAGGUGGUUUUGAUGUAAGCAAAAUGAUUCAAAGCGUUCUUAAAGAUGGGAAAAUUGAUCCUUCUCAAUUGUUUAAAUCUAGUGAAGGAAUAAGUUCCAUGGCUACUGCUCUUUUAGGUAAUUCUGGCGUCGAUAUUGGAUCUUUGGCUGGAGAUGUUACUAACAAAUUGCUCGGAGGAGGGCCUCUUGGUGGCUUUGCAUCUGGACUUGUUAAAUAUGCACUUAGAAGAACAUUAAAAAAAGCAACGCGUAAACCGCAAGGUCCGUUCGCUGAUCAGCCCAUUUACGGAGGGGUGGAUCUACCUAAACCGGUAGUGAAAUUACCCGAAGUUUCGGUCUCCAACGGCAAAACCUUCCAACAAAUCAAGCAGCAAUGUUUACAACGGGGAGUCCUCUGGGAGGACCCUGAUUUUCCCGCUAACGAUUCCUCCUUGUUCUUUAGCAAGGCAGCGCCUAGGAGAUUUCAAUGGAAACGACCUAAGGAAAUAUGUCCUAAUCCUAAAUUAAUUGUCCAGGGAGCUUCAAGAUUCGACGUAAUACAAGGAGAAUUGGGAGAUUGUUGGUUGUUAGCGGCCGUCGCUUGCCUGUCUCUGAAUACUAAGCUUAUUCAACGAAUCGUUCCUGCCGAUCAAGGUUUCGCCCCAGGCGAUUAUGCUGGAAUAUUCCAUUUCAGGAUUUGGCAAUACGGAAGAUGGAUCGAUGUAAUAGUCGAUGAUCGAUUACCAACAGCUGACGGACGCUUAGUUUUCAUGCACUCGGCAGACAACACCGAAUUCUGGAGCGCCCUCCUGGAAAAAGCUUAUGCCAAAGUAAAUGGCUCUUACGAGGCCCUGAAAGGUGGGAGUACUACAGAAGCUAUGGAAGAUUUUACAGGAGGUAUAACGGAGUAUUACGAUUUAAAGGAAGUUCCCAAGAAUAUAUUCUCUAUCCUUUACAAGGCUAAUCAGAGGUCUUCUCUUAUGGCGUGUUCUAUAGAACCCGAUCCGCGUAUCAUGGAAGCUAAAUUACCAAAUGGAUUGAUAAAGGGACAUGCCUACAGUAUCACCGAUGUUAAAAUGGUCGAAACCAAGCAAGGUAAAGUAUGCUUGAUAAGGAUGAGAAAUCCUUGGGGCAACGAGGCUGAAUGGAAUGGACCAUGGAGCGACAAAUCUUCAGAAUGGCAAUAUACGUCGGCUGAAGAGAGGCAACGACUUGGCUUAGUUUUCAAGGCCGACGGUGAAUUUUGGAUGUCCUUGAAAGACUUUAUGAGUAAUUUCCAAAAGAUAGAAAUUUGUCAUUUAACUCCCGAAGCUUGUGAGGCAAUUUGGUGCGAAACCGCUAAUCCUAACACUGCUGCGUAUAAAAAGUGGGAAGUAAAUCUUCAUAACGAUUCUUGGGUCAAAGGAGCCAACGCGGGGGGCUGUAGAAAUUUUAUAGACACAUAUUGGCUCAAUCCUCAAUAUGGCGUGACUCUCAAGAUAGUUGAUGAUGGGGAAGGCGAAAAUUUGUGCACUUGCAUAGUCGGACUCAUGCAGAAAAACCGAAGGCAACAACGCAAAAUAGGGGCCGAUCUUUUAACCAUAGGAUUCGCAAUAUAUAAUGUUAAAUCUUCUCUGGACACCGUAGAACCCCUUCCAAAACAGUUUUUCGUGUACAAUCAGAGCGUUGCUCGCUCGCCAACUUUUAUUAACCUCCGGGAAAUAACCGGAAGAUACAAAUUGCCGGCCGGCUCAUAUGUUAUAAUUCCAUCCACUUUCGAACCGAAUCAGGCUGGGGAAUUCAUUCUGAGAGUCUUUAGCGAAAAACCCUUCGACGGAAAUGGAUUGGACGAAGAAACUGGUGUUGAUCCGCUGAUGUCCGAAAAGAUACCGGAACAAGUGGUCCAAACUGAGCAAGAUCAGGAAAAAAUGAUGAAAGAUUAUUUCGAUAAGAUAGCUGGAGAAGAUUUGGAAAUUACUCCUUAUGAGCUGCAAGAUAUUCUUAACUUUGCCAUGAAAAAAGAUUCGAAUGAGGGCUUUUCUCUCGAGACAACCAGAAGUAUGGUCGCUAUGAUGGACUACGACAAAUCUGGCCAAUUGGGUUUAUCAGAAUUUAUGGAUUUAUGGAAAUCUAUCAAAUUAUGGAAAGCUAUUUUCAAACAAUUCGAUCGCGACAAUUCGGGAACCCUUAAUUCUUACGAACUUAAGGACGCUUUCCAUUCCGUGGGUUACAAACUAAAUUCUAACGUAUUUAAAUCCAUGGUUUUGAGAUACAGAAACAAGGAAAAUCAAGUUUCCUUCAACGAUUUUAUAAUGUGUGCCAUCAAGCUUAAAGGCAUGAUCGAAAAGUUUAGAGCUUAUUGCACGGAAGAUGGGCUAGCAGAAUGCGAUUUAGAUGAAUGGUGCCAUACUACACUGUACGCUUAAACAAUCUAAUAAUGGAUGCAAAUCCGAGCAGAUAUUCUCCUGUAUAAAAAAUUUUUUUAUUGCAAUAUAUAUAUUUGUUAAAUAAUACCUUAUGAACAUUUAGAUCCAUAUAUACAAUCUCCAAAUAGUGACAAAUACAACUUUAUUACUAGUCGCAUAUUUAUAUUAUAAUAUAUUAUACAUUAUUUUAUUCGUAUUUAAUUGUGCCAAUCAUGAAUAAAUAUAUUGC